Messenger RNA from Macrosiphum euphorbiae (potato aphid), 285 nucleotides. Lineage: Eukaryota; Metazoa; Arthropoda; Insecta; Hemiptera; Aphididae. The record is from the annotation of a GenBank genome assembly.
AUGCGUCUCACGUUCUCGAGCGUAUAUGCAAAUCCGGACGUGCUGUGCGCGCACCGAACGGCGCUCGGGAGUGUCGGGGAUCCGCUGCAUCAAGGUGGUCGGCGGUGGGGUUGCCGGUGUGAUCCGGCACAGGGGAAUUUGCGAUUCAGAUCAGUUUUAGCGGCGUCGUUGUUGUCGUCGUCGUUGACUUUGCCGGUGGUGGCUGCCGCGGCGUGUGUACAAUAUCGAUCCCUCAGAAAUCGGCCGAUAAAGACUGCAAAGGUCACGCGGGUGUCUCCCCUCUGA